AUCGAAGUCGACAAGACAACAACGCUGCGGUCGGAAACUCGUGAUAGGCGCGCGUCGUAUUCCCGUCUUCUAUUGGCCCGGCCAACCCAACCCACAGUACUGAUUACGCUGUAUUUUUCUGUUAUACGACUUGAGUCUUGUUCAGUCGCCUCUCGCCCGUACCGUCGUUGUCGUCGAUUAUAAUAUAAUGGUGCCGUUUUUUAUUUAGUUACUGACUGGCAUAAUUUAAGUAUUCUUAAAAGUACAUUAUCGUCGUUGAUGUAAAUCCAUUAUUUGAAAAGAUAACAGUUCCGCUGGUGUUAUCAUUUUUGAUAAAGAACGCUUAACGACAGUAGUUUGUCACAUAACACAUAGGUAAAAUAGUAGUUCGUCCCCAUCGUCGUCAUCCAGUCGUCUCAACGAUCACCGGGCCCCAGCCCGGUCGCUUUGACCCUCUUGUCACCGUGUUUCAUCAUUGUUGUAUAUAUUUUCCGAAAUGUCCAAAAAGCAUGGCGAGGAUUCUAAAAGAAAAUUGAAAAACAACAUAAUCAACGGUAAGAAAUUGUAUAAAAUAAAUUUUCACCUUUGUUUACUUCGGGUUAUACAGUCCAUACAGACUGCGUAACAUGUUGUUUUAUUGAUCGUGUUAUUAAAUUCAAACAUUUAUAUCAUAGGUAGGUUUAGACAAGAACUUUCGUUAGUAAAAUACUAUUAUUGAAUUUGUAUCAAUAUUUUUAUCAUUCGUAUGAUAUAAGUACCUAAUAUCUACAUAUUUUGAAAACUAAUAUUUGAUCCUAGUUUUGGAUAUAAUAGGUAUACCUUUGCACAUUUGUAUCAAAUAACUAGCAAAGUAUUUGAUAUAUUUUUAGUUAUUGUUGAAUUAGGUAGAUAUUUAGUAUAAGAAACAGACAAUUGUUUUAUUUUUCGUUUGUGUUUAAUAAUAAUGUUUAUAUAUUUAUCACAUUAGUGAUCAGUUGAUUUGACUAUGUUUUGUAUUGGUAUUGGUAGUAGGUUCUUAUCCUGAUUUCUAACUUAAACAUUUUCGUUUUUUCAUGACAAUAGGUAUAUCUCAAUGGCUAAUAAAUAAAUAAAUGUAUUAUAUUUUAAAUUGAAAUUAUAAUUAAAUAUUAUUAAGAUGCCUAAAUUAACAUUGUACAUUUAUCAUAAAAUAUUAUUUAAAUAUUAUAGUUAGUAAAGUCAUACUUGUAAAUAUUUUAAAAGCUCAAAAAUAAUGACUUCCUUAUAGAAAAAAAUGCAACAAUAUUAAGCCGGGUCCACACUAGGAUCGGUUGUCGAACAUAUUCAUUCAAAAUGUUUCCUGAUUCGACUAUUAUUACUGUGUUUUGAAAUGAUUGACACCAGUUUUCUUUUAACUUAAAAGAUUUUCUGCCUUAUAAAUUGGCAACUUAAAGAUUUCCUGCUCGCAUUAUUAAUUUUUAUGUUACUACAUCUAUGAGUAUUUCAGUGCAAUAUUUUAACAACAAAAACAAAUAAUUGUUAUUAAAUAAUAAUUAUAAAUUAAACACUUAUGUUUUUAAAUCUAUAAUUCUUUAUUAAAUAUUUAAAAUUAAAGUUUAAAGUUUUAAAAACAAUAAUAAUACAAUGUAUAGUAAGCUUGAUCAAUAAUUAGUUCUUCUUAUGAACAUUUUAAACCAUGAUUAUUUAUUCAGCAAUACUUAUUCACUUAAAGCUAACUCCAUUUUAUGUAUAAAUUAUAAUUUAUAACUUGUCUAUCACGUCCAUACUGAGGACUGAGUUGAACAUUUGAAAAUUGUACGUGCACACAUAAGAAACACAGACUAGGGAAAACAUAUUCGACAACAAUGUUUGUCUUAGUGUGGACCUGGCUUUACAGUCAACUGAUACAAUUUGUAUUACAUAGUUUAUCAUGUUAAAUUUUUUUAUUAAUUUAAGUAAACAAAACUUUUGUGUAUUUAUUUUUAGUAGUACUACAACUUACUUUAUUACUGUGCAUAUUACCAUUUGCUUGCAUUGAUAACAUAAAAUGCAAAAUCAAUGUUUUUUAGGUAGGUAUUUCCUACCUUAGAUAAUUGUUGUAUUAAAUACAUACUUAUUAUUAGAGAGCGGAUGUUUAUGCAUUUAUCAUAUUUUUUUUAUAACAUCUAAAUUAAUGCGGAGUAAGAUAGAAAUUUGUUUGUUACAUCAUUCAAAGAAUUCAAAUUCCAAUUUAAUUUUAUAUUUUUGCAUAUUGUUAGGUUUUUACUGGCUUAAUUAUAUUUUUAUAUGCAUCAUGCUUUUUUUAGUGCAUAUUUGAUGUUUUUCGUAAUACCUAUAGUACCUCUUUCAAAUAAUCAGUACCAAUAACGUACAACAAUUUUUUUUCAAAAAUUGGAAUAACCUGCGAUAGUACUCCUCAAUACAUAUUAAUUGUCGCAAUAAAAUUUAUGUCAAUUUCAGUUGUGUUCCACGUUUCAUUAGAUUCGUUUUAGUCCGAAGUAAGUUUCUAUACUAUAUAAAACUUUAUACCUAUUUUUUUCUACCGCUGGAAUUGUUUUAUACUGUAUAUUGUGUAAUAUUUCAGUAAAUGGUGAUUAACGUUUUUUUAGUGCUUCAGCAUAUUAAUACAAAUAAACAUAUCAAAAGUUUCAAAAAUAAAUAGCAACUUGUUUAAAAUAUUACAAACAAAUUAAAAGUAAAGUCUUUUGAAAAUGUUUAAGCAAAUAUGCAAAGCAUGGUAUUCUAAAAAAAAACCAUAUUAAGGAAAAAAUGUCCUGAAAUUUAUAGUAAACAAUUCAGAAAAUCUGUGUAUAUAAAUGAUAAUUUUUAAUAAAUAAAAUAAGUUUUAUAAAAUUAAUUGUAUUUAUAUAUAUUUUAAAUAAAUUCUAAGCAUAUUUUUAAAUUUUUUUGAGCAUAAACAUCUGCUCUCUACUUUUUGUAAUAUCCUAUUAUUAAGCCAGUAUUAACUUAAGAGUGCCUUCCCGUCAACUUAGAAAUUCUACUCCCUUCUACUUCUUUCCACUACUAACUAUUUAUCAAAUUCUCCUUUUAACUGUCUAAUGUGUUUGCUCAAUGAGGACCCUAACUUUCGCUACUAAACUCUCUUUAAUUGUAUUUAACAUUUGCACCUGUUACUUAGAUAUUCUUUUCACAUUACUUGUUCUUCUAUAUUUGGGUAACUCAACCCUUUUUCUAAUUAAAUGAAAUAAAAUAAAUACAUUUUUAUAUUUAUUUAAAUUUUAAAAUUAGAAUACCUAAAUUAAACUAAGUAUAGGUAUAUUUAGGUACUUAUUAGUAUGUUAAGAGGGUGACUGAAAAAUUGUUUAUCAGACUUACAUUUAAAAUGUUUAAAAUAUAAGUAAUUGAUCAUUAUCAAUAAUGAUAGGUAGUAUAUUGUAGAUACCUAAUAAAACUAAAUGGCCAUUCAAUUAUAAAGAAUCUAAUUUCAAGAACUCUAGGUGAAAGAAUAAAAUGGUUCGUAUUAUACGCAGUUUAUUGUGGAUAUGAGACCGAAUGUUGUGUUGUGUCUUUAGGUCGCUUAUACCUAUAGUUAUUUAUUUGACUAGUAAUCUGAUCCGUACAAAUGAUAAGAAGUUUUUAGGACAAAAAUACAUCACCGUACGAUUAGGCGUGAAAGGGCAUUCUAUGAAUGAAUUUGUAUGCCAUUUGUAUAGCCGCAAUUUUGGUCUGAAUUUGGCUAUGUACAUCUAAAUCAUUUUUAUAACUAUUAAAUACUUUUAUUAUUUUUUUUUAGUUAUUUUGACUGAAUGCCUCAAUAGGUACUUAACUAUCUGGAACGAAUGAAGUUUAGCUCCCAAACAAUUUUGUGGAAUUUUUUCGAAGUUUUUGGAUGUUUAAUUUGAUGGUACUUAAAAAAAAACCUGCCCAAACUUCCUAUGGAAGUUAUAGUUAAAAUAUUUAAAAAUGCUUAAUUUUCCAAAAAUCACAUUUUUAAGUUUUAACUACCAAAAAUUUGAAAAUAUUUCUUUGUAAAUGUUAAUAAUUUUAUGUUCAAAAUUUUAGUGAAUUAGCUUUUUAUAUUAUUGUUAAUAAACUAUGUAAAACUUAAUUAUAAAGUUAUUUCAAACAUUUGCAUAUUAAAGUUAAAAAAAUAAAAAAAAAACUAUUUGGGAGGAGGGUGGUUAAAUCUUAAUGUUAGUACACACCAAAUGAAAUUCGAUUUGCUACGCAACACCAAAUCAAAUAGGUCACAGGAUAAAAUAAAUGUAUUUUACAAGACAAUUUUUUUUGUAUGGGUUAUCAAUCAAUCAAUUUAAAACAUUGGAGAAAAGCUACUGGGACACUGGUUCAAACUAGGAAACUCUGUAAUAACAAUAGGUACACAUCAUUAGGUUACAAGAACCAAUAUUCAGGAAGUGUAAUAUUAAGUUAUUUAACACAACAUGUCUAAUAUUCACAAUACAUACUGAUUUCAAAGUUCAAUUCUGUUUGCACCAUAAAUAUCAGCAUAAAAAGGUAUAUUACAUAUAUUCACUCUGUAAAAAAAUUCGGAAACCUGUGUGUGCACUAAACUUGAUUUAUACCAUUAAUUCAAUAAUAUAUAUAUAUAUAAAAAAAAGUUUUUAGUUUUCAUCUCUAAUAAUAAAGCAGCAGAAAAAUGUUUUUAAAUUUUAGCAUUCUAUUUAUCUUUCAAUAUCAUUUUUUGUUUACAAACAAUACUCAAAUAAAAAUAUUAUAUUAUAUUUUUCAGAUGCACCUCGCAGAUCUUUAACAGUUAAUGAUGUAUCGACAAAUGGUUUAAAACGACCUUUAACUAGUGAUAACAACAAUGGCGGGAAAAAAAAAAAACUAAGAACAACUAUAAAUAGUGGUGGCAAACAAGAAGGUCUUACUAGUUUAAUUAUUUAAGUCAUAUUACUGAUUAUAUAUUAAUUUAUUAAUCCUUAAAAACUUGAUUAUAUUGUAGGAUCUACUGAAGACAACAACACUGAAAAACAGUCUCAAAAUUCCAAUAAAACACGCAAGAAUGGCAAAAAAAAGAGCAAGGGUGAAAAAAUUGGUGUUAAUAAUCCUAAGAACCCAAUAGCGAAUACUGUUAAAAAAAAUGUAAUUGGAAAACAUAAAAAAAAAGAUAAAAACCGUAUUAAAAAAACUCCAUCUAAGAUAAUUGGAACUGAAUCUGUGGAACAUAAUAAAAAAGAAAUAGGCAGUGCAAGCAGUAUUAAAAAAACUCCAUCUAAGACAAAUGGAACUGAAUCUGUUGAACAUAAUAAAAAAGAAAUAGACAGUGCAAGCAAAAUUAGAAAAACUCCAUCUAAGACAAAUGGAACUGAAUCUGUUGAACAUAAUAAAAAAGAAAUAGACAGUGCAAACAAAAUUAGAAAAACUCCAUCUAAGACAAAUGGAACUGAAUCUAUUGAGCAUGAUAAAAAAGAAAUAGACAGUGCAAGCAGCAUUAAAAAAACUCUAUCUAAGGUAAAUGAAAAUGAAUCUGUUGAAGACAGCAAAAUUAUUAAUGAAACUAGUUUUCCAAUGAAAAAUGAAACAAUGUCAUCAUAUAACUUGUUGGAAAUAGAAAAAUCCUAUUUUAUAGAAGACAAUAAAUCAUCUGAAAAUUCAUCUACAUCAGUUGUUAAAAGUCCAGCUAAAACAGAUAAUUUAAACAAGACAAAUACUAAGAAAUUUGAAAUAACAAAUAUUGAAAAUAAUAGCAAUGAUUUUGUGUUAAAUAAUAAUGGAAAAGAGACUACCUUUAAUUAUAAAACUAUUAUGGUGACUGACUCUGAUAAUAUUGACUCUAGUAUUAUAGUGACCGAAUUACCUAAAAACAUUAAAACUAAUUUAGUAACAGAACUAUGUGAAAAUAGUAAUUCUAGUAAAGUGACAGAAUUAUCUAUAGAUUCAUCUAGUACAGAUAUAGAUAUAACAGAAAAUAUUGAAGCUAAUACAGAGACAGACUCGUUUUAUCAUAAUAAUGAUCCGAUUGUAAUAGUUGUACCGAAUAAACUUAAUGCCAAUGAUAAUCCUAAAACAAACAAAUUAACUGAUCAAGUUGAUGAAAAUGAUAUUGAAAUUAUUGAUCUGGAGACCUCUAAUGAUUCGUGUGAUGUGUGUCCUGUUGAUGAAUGCGAUUCGCAGAUAAUGGCAGAUUGUAUAAACGGAUUAAGAAAAAUAGAUAAAACUGUUUUUCCUCAUUUAAUGCGAUUGUUUGCAAAUAAACAAGCUGGUUUUGAAGUAAGUCAUUUUCCAAAUUUUAUAUUGCUUAUAUUGAUGUUAAAAUUAUAAAAUAAAUAAAUAAAUGUAAUCCUUUUUAUUAGCAAUUUGAAGCAUUAUGUACAGUAAAGAUUAUGGAAUAUAUGACAGAUAGAUUCAACCCAGGACGAAUGCGCUCAGAAAUACAGGCGAUUAAUAAUAGAGAACAUUCUUGGCUGAUGAAAUAUGCAAUAUUAGCAAAACAAAUGAGAGAAAUAAAGGCUGUCGUAAAACUGCAUACUCAUGAAUUAAAAUUAAAUAAACCUUCUAAACCUCAUCUAGUUCAAAGGACUGUAGGUCUGCAAGCUGUAAUAUGCUCAAAAGUAAAUUAGUUAUUGAGUGACAAAAUUGUUUUAUUUUUAUUAUUAAAUUCAUAAUGUAAACAAAAUUAUAUUAUUUGAUUUUAGGAACCGAAUACUAAAAGUAAUAAUACUGAAACAAGUGUAGACGCUUCUCCGCAAACUAUAGAUAUUACAAUAGACGAGAGUGAUCCAAUUGUAGAUAUUACCAACACAGAUAUAGGCACACAAUUUUGUGAUGAUAAUGAUCCUGUGGAAGGUUUGACUGAUAGUGAUGACGUUAUAUCAUUUAGUGAAGUAUUAGAUGACACACCAUCUACAACGGAAAUUACAUUAAAAGACAUGCCAUCUACAUCAAAAACAUUGACUGGUAUGAUGCCGUCGACAGCAAACACAUUGACUGGUAUGAUGCCGUCGACAGCAAACACAUUGACUGGUAUGAUGCCAUCAACAACAAAAACAUUGACUGGUAUGAUGCCGUUAACAUCAAUAACAUUGAAUGGUAUGAAGCCGUUAACAUCAAUAACAUUGACUGGUAUGAAGCCUUCUACAUCUAAAACAUUGACUGAUAUGAUACCUUCAACUUCAAAAACAUUAAUUGGCAUGAUGCCUUCAGCAUCAAAAACAUUGAUUGAUGGUAUGAUGCCGUCAACAUCUAAAACAUUAACUAUUAUGAUGCCGUCAACAUCAAAAAAAUUAACUGGCAUGAUGCCUUCAACAUCAAAAACGUUGAUUGAUGGUAUGAUGCCGUCAACAUCGAAAAUUCUUGAAAAUACGACUCCAAAAAAGGUAAUAAUUAUUAAUUUGUAUGAAGUGUCUUUAGGCAUGAGAAAAAAAAAAUGGUAUAACAUUUUGAAGCUAUUAGAUAGGUUACUAUUUUAUGUAAAGCUUGCCUAAAAAUAAUAACUCCACGUCAAAUUGGAGCAUUUUGUUUAUAAAAUGUUUAUAAAAAAAAAUCUUAAUAAAUAUUCAUUGUAAUGAACUUUACAGCAGUUAUUUAUAUUAUAAAGUAAAACUGAGAAUUUGACUGGCUGCAUGUGAAAAAUUAUACCUUUCUAGUAAAAAUUUGUAUUUAUUUUUAUUACAAAUAACUAAAUAAAUAAAGUUAGCCCAUAGUAAAUAUGUUUAAAGUGUUCUAAGCAUGAAUAUUGAAUGUUCAAUAAUUUCGGAAAAAAAUAAGAAUUAUAAAUAUAAUUAUUUUAUUCAUAACUAGGACAGAGAACCUGUAGUUUUAAAAAGUCACUUAAAGGUACUUAAAUACACAAAAUAUGCAUUUAUAUGUAAAAUAAAAUAACCUAAAAUAGGUAGUUAGGUAAUUUGAAAUUAAAAACAUUUUUUCUUUUUUAAAAUUUAUUAACUAAAUUAAAUUUACUUAGGUAAUUAAUAGUUAAAACUUACAGAUAUUUGUUCCGAUUCUAAAAAAAUAUUUCAGUUUUUAAAAUUUUUAACCUUGACACACAUUCAUUUAACAUUAUAGAAUUAAAUUUAGACACAUCAUUUUUUUAAUUACGAAAUAUAAUGGUGAUUUAACUUUAGGUAUUUUGUAAAUAAAAAUAAAUUACUUCAAAAAUAAAAAAAUAAAUUGCAAACAGAAUGGGUAGAUCUCAACAAUUAUUAUAAAAUAGAAGAAAUAUACCCUAAUGAUAAAAGAAACUCAAAAUAUGCAUCUAAUGCAAAAUAAAAUUACAAAUCUGUAAUCCGAUUUUGAUUUUUUUUUUUUUUAGCGGAAUAAGGCACUGAGAAGUAACCUCAAUCUAUUUUAUGAUUUUGAAAAUUCCAAGAAUGUUAUUAUUGCACAUAAUCAUUAUAUUAACUUAGACAUUAACAAUUGUUGACAAUUAAAUUGAGCUUUAUACAUUUAAUUUGUCUCAUUCACAGUUGACAAGUUAAUAAACACUAGAUUAAGAAUGUGAUACAUGUUGUCCAAAUAAUAUUCUAGAGAAAGUAUAAUAUAACAUUUUUUUGUUUUUCUAUGAUACUGUAUUUUUGAAAGCCGCAUUGCAAAUUACUUCAGCUCAUUCAUAAAUUAUUGAUAAAUAUGUAGUUAGUUAUUAUUAUGUAUUUUUUCCUAUCUUUUUUAUAUUUAUUUUUUUUUUCAAUUUGAAUAAUAGUAAUAUUCUAAUAAUUAUUUAUAUUAGAUUGAUACCUUUAUAAUACAAAUAAAUCUUUACCUAGUGAAUUUUUUAGUUUGGAAUUUUUGCUGUACAAACAAAUGCACCAACAAUUUAAAUAAUCGUAUAAAUGUUUUUUAAUGGUACUCAUGCAUAAAAUUAAAAACUGAUCAUUAUUUUAUUCAAUACUUAAGCAUAAUAGUUUAUAGUUUAAUACCUAGUUGAUGAAUAGUAGGUAUGUGCAAUAGGAUAUAGGAUUUAUAGGAUAUAAGAUGUAUAGGAUUUUAAGAAUGAUAUAGUGGAUGGAGGGGUUUGAAAAAAGUGAAUUUGAGUGGCAUUUGUGAAAAUAAUACAAGAAACGUAUAUUGUGAGCAAAAAUGAAUGUAAAUAGUAUUUGUGGAGACAUACAAAAUUGUUCAGUGUUAAAACGUAUUUAUAAAGGAUCAGCAUUGAGCAAGUAAUGUAGGUAUAGUAAAACUGAUUAUCUGAACGCCAAUCUACCAGACAUUCAAUUAUCUUUAUAAGUAAGACCAAAAAAAAAUCUUUAAAUUUCUUUUUGUUUUCAUUUUCAGUUUAGAAUUAGUAAAAACACCGCCAAUAACUGUGUUAGAUAUUUUUGUUAGCUUCAAGUGAAAAUUCUUAAAUAAAAGCUUUUUACAUUUGAAUUUUGAAGUUUGGUUUAUUAUUUGGUAACUAGCAGUUUUAUUUUGAACAUGACAUUUUAUUUAUAUUAUUACUAAUUUAUUAACUAUUUGAUUUACAGUCAAAAUAUGAAUUUGGUGUCCAAAUUAAAUUAAUCACCAUGAUUAAUAAUAUAAUUGUAUUGUAUCGCUUAUAUAAUUAAAAACAAUUUUUAAUAUUGUAUUUUUUUUUUUAUUAAUUUAAAUUUAGCAAGUACAAUCACCAACAAAUGUCUUUAGAAUAUCACCUAUUGUAAUUAAAAAAGCUGUCCCGCCAGCAGUGCCCAUAAAUUCCAUAAAUAAUGUUAUACUUAACAAUUCUACCAUUGAUUUAACAAAUGAAGAUGGAAGUGAAACAUCAAAUGAAUAUACUUUAAAUAAAUCACCUAUACAAACGGUUCAAGCUUCAGGAUCUCCAUCAAAACGACUGGUAAUUAUAAUAAUUAUAAUAACAAGCAAAAAAGAUAAAUGUCAGUUUUAUUUUUUUUUGUAAUUUUAUUUUUCUUAAAUUAAUAAAAAAAUUAAGUUGAAUUUUUGGUUAUUCAUUUUUUCUAGAACUAUUUGUACAACUAAAAUUUUCUUAAUUAGCUUGUUAUAAUUUCUCAGCUUUUUUGAAUUUUAAAACUUUAAAACUGCAAUACUGAACAUUUUAGGAAUAUUGACCUUUAUCCUUUUUUUUCUCCGUAGCCCUUCAAUUAUUAAGAAAAAUUAUGUAUUUUAAGCACAUAGCCAAAUAUUAAAUAAUGUAUAGUAUUUAACUUUUAUCACUAAAAAUUUUGGCUGAUAAUUUUUUUAUUUUUAAGAGAUACUAGUAUAGAGUGAUUUGUUUUAUCAUGAACCAGUAAUUAUCUUGGAGGAUUCUAAGUGAAUUAGAUUUCUGUUUUUUUUUUUUUUUUUAGUGUGAAACCAUUUAAGUUUUAAUUUAAUAUCAUGUUUAAUUUUUUUAUUCCUACUCCUUGUACCUUAAAUAAGUACACACUUUUGUUUUUCAAGUAGGAACCCUUUUUUUUGGAUACAGAUUUGAAUAAAUAAUAUUUUUAAAGGAAUUUCGGUACGUAUAACACUCAUAUCAGGUUGACCAUUUAUGAGUUAUACCUCUAGUUUAGACCAGGGAAGAGUUAUCAAUUUAUCAUUUAAAAUUAGAUAAGCAUUGUAUAAUCCUUCUCUAUUCUUUAGACCGGAGGGUCUAAACUUUAAACUGUUAUAACUAAUAAAACAGUAAAUCUGAUAAUAGUGUUAUACAUAUCAAAAUAUCCAGAAAAAUAUUCUUUAUUUGAAUCAGUGUUAAAAAAAGGGGUCCCUAUUUAAAAUAAAAACAAAAUUAUAUACCUACUUAUUGAAAAUGUACAGAAUAGGGGAAAAAAUCAGGAAUAAUUUUAAAGUAAAGCUUAAACGUUUCCACAAUGAUUAAAAAAAAAAAAAAAAAACAAAAACAGAAAUCUAAUUUACUUAAAAUCCUCUGAGAAAAUUGCUGGUUUAUGACAAGAAAGACAGCCAUACUUUCACAUGUGAGGUAGCCACAGUAGUUGAAGGCGAGAAGUUUGGAAGAUAUAGGGGAAAUUUAAUGUAUAUCUGUACACAGUGAUUAACCAUUGCUAACGAAAAACUAUUCUGAGCUGAGUUUGGAUAAUAGUGUUGCUUUGUUAACAAUGUAUAUGUAUAAUUAAUUUUACUAUUUUAUACUUUAAAUAGGUAUUAUUAUUGUAAAACUUAAUAAUUAAAAUCACAUAACGUAUUAUUUUUUCAGUCAACCAAUGUUUCAUCACAAUAUUUACCAUCAAAUUUAGGUUAUAUAGAACUAUCACAAGUUUCAAAUUGCAUAGUAAGGACAACUAAUGCAGGAGCUAGAGUUAGUUCAUAAAAUUGUUUGUUUUUAAAAUAAUUAAUUAAUUUAAAUUUUAGGUAUCUACUGUUGCAAAUUUGAAUAUUCCUAAACCACAUCACCCUCAACCUUUUGUAUUCAAUAAUGGACGGCUUGUACCUGUUGCAAGUAAGUACUAACAAUAAUAAUACUGCAUGUAAUUUUUAUUUUGAAAACUAUUUCAAUAUUUUAAAAAUUAAUUUUUAUAUAAUGUAUAUAUGAAUAUAUAUGGGUAUAUAAUAUGCAAAACAAAUAAAUAAAUAUAUGGCUGACUUUUGUGAGAACAGUAAGUCAUAUUUUUUGAUCAUUUUGAAAUCAUACACAAUAAUUGUAGGACAAUUUAUCAUUUUUUUUAAACAAAUGAUCCAAUAACUGUUAAAUCUAAAACAAUACAUAUUAUUUGUAGUGUCAAGUCAGUUUUUAACAUAGGUACUACUAUUUACUAACGUUGUAUAGUUAAAGAGUUUGUUGCUUUAUUAAUGUUUAUUUAUUUUUUAAUUAUUUCUAUACUUUUAAUUUACAUAAUGUGUACUAUUAAUACCAUCUUAAGAACUAAACAUAACAUAUGGUAACUGCAAACAGUAAGUUUAGUAUUUUAUGAUUUAUAUUAGCAUUAAUAUUAUUAGUUAGCGAUUUAGCUAUCAAACAAAUAAAACCAAUUAUUAUUAUAUUACUCAACUUGUACACUAUGGUUGUUCGUAAAAUAAGGUUCCAAAGGAGCUGUAGAAGUCAGAAGCUCUGUUAUGUGGGAUUUAGUGACACUGGUUUGUAGCCUAGCUUUCUCUUUCUCCCAGUCACUGCUCUUGUGAGUUGUCUGCAACACUCAGUUUUGACUAGGCGUCUGUUAGAGAUAGAGCUCCCACUCGCUUCUCUCACCAGGUGUGAGUUAGCCUCUGUGAUACGUUUUUUGUUUGCUAAAAUCACUGCGCCGGUGGACAUUAAUCCCAACUAUUUUAAGCUUUUGGAAAAAACUGAAUGAGCAUACAACACGUGUGCAGGGAAUUCAAAGAAACUUACAAAGGUUCAUGAUAAACAAUAUUCUGGGCGGCCACCGGUUUUGGACAAAACAAUUAUGGAAAGUGGAAGUAUUAUAUUUUAGAAGUUCAUUAAAAUUUAAACCUGAAGGGUUAUACUAUUAUUAAAUAUGUUGCUUUUUAAAUAAAAUUUUAAGUGUUGAAUUAAUGUAUUGAAUUCAAUAUUAUAUAAUAUGUUUAUGUGGUUUAUUUAUGAAAUUAUUAAAUUUAGUAUAGAAGGAUGCAAAAUACAUGUGCAUUAUUUGAUAAGUGAUAUUAAUAAUAUAAGUUUAUAGAAUUAGAUCAUAUACAUUUUGUUGUGCAAUUAAUGCCAUGUCUAUGUGUCAAAGAUGUCAUGUCAGAGAAUAAUUAUAUUGCUUGUGUCAAUUAAAUUAAUUUGAAAUUACUUUAUGGUAAACAUUUUUAAAAAAUGUGGAUGUUUAAAAUUAAUAAAAUAUUUAUUUUUUUUUGGUGAAAAUUAACAUUUUAUUGUUUUCUGGAAAGUGUUUAUCUUUAACAUGACACUGUUCUCACAAAAACCACUUAUAUAUAUAUAUAUAUAUAUAUAUAUAUUUGUUUUGCACAUUUAUUUAUAUUUUAUUGAGUAUUAUUCUAAAACUUUAUUUUUUCAGUUACAUCUAGACGAGCAAGGUCGGGUAAUGUUACUUAUUCUACACUUCAAUUACAAUCUCAACGUAAUGGACAAGUGACAUCUGCACAAACUCGGCAAAAUAAAACCUUACAACCUGUACCUCCUGCAAUACCUAUUGUAAACUUAGAAGUGAGUUUAAUAUUUACUUAUUUUUUUGUAAAUAUACUUUAAAAAAAAAAAAAAAAGAAAAAAGGUAUGAUAAUGUAUACUAAUGGAAUAUUUUAAUUUGAAUCAUUAGCACCCUGCCCCAUUGCCUCCCAUUCCACAUCAAAGAAGUCUUCCCACAUGGAAAAAACUACCUCCUUCACCUAAAGUAACCAUUACAAGAACAACACAAAGUUCGAGGGGUAAUUUAUUUUCUACAAAUAUUUUACUGAAUUAUUAUUAUUAUUUUAUUAAUUUGUAAAUAAUGGUUUUAUUUUACAGCACUGGUACUCUCAUGGAAUAUGCCUGCAAUGAAUAAAGCAUUUGCUACUGUAAAUAGUUAUCAAAUUUUUGCUUACCAUGAAUUAGAUAACGAACCGGCUAAAACAGAAUUGUGGAAGAAAAUUGGUGAUGUAAAUGCUCUUCCCCUACCAAUGGCCUGCUCACUUACUCAAGUAAACAUAAUCUAAUUAUAUUAUGUAAGUAAAACUAUAUUUUGUUUUUUUCGAUUUUUUUGUUUACAGUUUAAGUCAGGCGAAAAGUAUCAUUUUGCAAUAAGAGCUGUUGAUUCAUAUCACCGAACUGGACCAUUUAGUGAACCACAACAUGUGUUCUUGUCUUAAUCUAAAUGCAUUACAUUUGUGUAAAUAUCAUAAACAUUUUUAUUGUACCUAUAUUAUACUUAUUCUUUUUUUUUUACAUUACUUCUAUAUAGACUAUAGUGAUUUUUUUUGUAUUUACAUAGUUCCAGUACGCGGUACGCCAAAAUAAAUUGUUGAUAGAUAAAUUCAUCACUUAGUCUAUAGAGUAAAAAACUACAUUCUUAAAUACAUUAAAUUUGAUUUAUUUUAUUAUUUAUUUUUUCUUAUUAAAGUAAUAAACUAAUAAAACUAUUGAUUUUGUAAUUAAUUGGAU
This is a messenger RNA of Cinara cedri, 13825 nucleotides long. The record is from the annotation of a GenBank genome assembly. NCBI's taxonomy places the organism in Eukaryota, Metazoa, Arthropoda, Insecta, Hemiptera, Aphididae.